UCCACUACCAGCAGUCUCAGCUCUCACCAAGGGGAAAAAAAUGGCAUCCGUCGCGACGGCGCCGCCGGCGGGGAAGCGGCCGGCGUCUGGCGGGCGGGAGGGCGACCAGAUGGUCAUCACUCCGCUGGGCGCCGGCAGCGAGGUCGGCCGCUCCUGCGUCCACAUGACCUUCAAGGGCCGCACCGUCCUCUUCGACUGCGGCAUCCACCCGGCCUACUCCGGCAUGGCGGCGCUGCCCUACUUCGACGAGAUCGACCCCUCCGCCAUCGACGUCCUCCUCGUCACCCACUUCCACUUGGACCACGCCGCCUCGCUGCCCUACUUCCUGGAGAAGACCACGUUCAAGGGCCGCGUGUUCAUGACCCACGCCACCAAGGCCAUCUACAGGCUGCUCCUCUCAGAUUACGUCAAAGUCAGCAAGGUCUCGGUGGAGGACAUGCUCUUCGAUGAGCAGGAUAUUAUCCGGUCCAUGGACAAGAUCGAGGUCAUAGACUUCCACCAGACACUGGAAGUAAAUGGUAUACGCUUCUGGUGCUAUACUGCUGGCCAUGUACUUGGUGCUGCUAUGUUCAUGGUGGACAUUGCUGGUGUUCGCAUUCUUUACACUGGUGACUACUCCCGUGAAGAAGACCGGCACCUGAAAGCUGCUGAGAUCCCCCAGUUCUCCCCUGAUAUUUGCAUUAUCGAGUCAACUUAUGGCGUUCAGCAACACCAACCCCGCCAUGUCAGAGAGAAGCGCUUCACUGAUGCCAUCCACAACACUGUUUCUCAGGGGGGUCGUGUUCUUAUCCCGGCAUUUGCUCUUGGUAGAGCACAGGAGCUGUUGCUUAUCUUGGAUGAGUAUUGGUCUAACCACCCGGAGCUCCAUAAGAUUCCAAUCUACUACGCCUCCCCUCUUGCGAAAAAGUGUAUGGCUGUCUACCAGACAUACAUAAACUCCAUGAAUGAAAGGAUCAGGAACCAGUUUGCACAGUCCAAUCCAUUUCAUUUCAAGCAUAUCGAGCCGCUGAACAGCAUAGACAACUUCCAUGAUGUGGGUCCGUCGGUGGUGAUGGCAAGUCCAGGUGGUCUCCAGAGUGGUCUCUCCAGGCAGCUCUUUGACAAGUGGUGCACUGAUAAGAAGAACACAUGUGUUAUUCCCGGUUAUGCUGUAGAAGGCUCCCUUGCGAAGACCAUUAUCAAUGAGCCGAGAGAAGUUACGCUAGCAAACGGGCUCACUGCUGCUCUUCAUAUGCAGAUCUUCUACAUCUCCUUUUCAGCCCACGCUGACUUCCCGCAGACGAGCGGCUUCCUGGACGAGCUUCGCCCACCCAAUAUUAUCCUUGUACACGGAGAAGCAAAUGAGAUGGGGAGGCUUAAACAGAAACUUAUCACCCAGUUUGACGGAACAAACACAAAGAUCGUGUCUCCCAAGAACUGCCAAUCCGUGGAGAUGUACUUCAGCUCUGAGAAGAUGGCCAAGACUAUCGGCAGGCUGGCAGAAAAGGUACCAGAGGUGGAAGAAAAAGUCAGCGGCUUACUCGUGAAGAAGGGCUUCACGUACCAGAUCAUGGCUCCCGAGGACCUACGCGUGUACACGCAGCUAUCCACCGCCAACAUCACCCAGCGGAUCGCCGUCCCUUACUCUGGUUCAUUCGAGGUCAUCAAGUACAGGCUGAAGCAGAUCUACGAGAGCGUGGAACCGUCGACCGAAGAACCAGAUGUUCCAGUACUGAUCGUCCACGAGCGAGUGACCAUCCGCCUGGACUCAGAUAGCUACGUCACGCUGCAGUGGUCCUCCGAUCCCAUCAGCGACAUGGUCUCUGACUCCGUGGUGGCCAUGGUCCUGAACAUUGGCCGUGAGGGCCCCAAGGUCGUUCCUGUCGAGGAGGCGGUCAAGACGGAGGAAGAGACGGAGAAGGUGGCGCGGAAGGUCGUGCACGCUCUUAUGGUGUCGCUCUUCGGUGAAGUCAAGGUCGCGGAGGAAGGGAUGCUCAUCAUAUCCGUGGAUGGAGCCGUCGCACGCCUGGACGGGAGGAGCGGUGAUGUUGAGUGCGAAAAUGCUGCCUUGAAAGAGAGGAUCAAGACCGCGUUUCGUCGCAUACAGGGCGCGGUGAGGCCCAUCCCUCUCUCGGCCUCCUGAGCUGGGCAUGUUCGCUAUUUCUUAGGCAGAACACUUAGCAGGGCGUGCCAGUUGGCUGAAACUGUUAAGCAGCUGAAACUUGGCUGAAAUUGUUUUAAUUUUUGUAUGAAAUGUGUAACACUGCUGCUGACCUGCUGUUCUAGAUGAUCUCUGGUGGCCUGUUCACUGCCUCUGAAACUUGGGUUGUAAAAUUGUAGUCAUUUCUAGCAGUUCUCUGAACAAUCAUCUCACUUCCAGUAAAACAUAUCUGAGCUGAACUUGCAGUAAAGUUGAGCCUAGUAUAUUUUUCCCUUU
Lolium perenne is the source of this 2416-nucleotide messenger RNA. Its product is annotated as cleavage and polyadenylation specificity factor subunit 3-I. Gene Ontology annotation, molecular function: RNA binding; RNA endonuclease activity; 5'-3' RNA exonuclease activity. Gene Ontology annotation, biological process: mRNA 3'-end processing by stem-loop binding and cleavage. The record is from RefSeq and is a predicted model, not a curated record. Gene Ontology annotation, cellular component: mRNA cleavage and polyadenylation specificity factor complex. NCBI's taxonomy places the organism in Eukaryota, Viridiplantae, Streptophyta, Magnoliopsida, Poales, Poaceae.